GAACCUUAUCUGCAGUUACGGUGCCGUUUGGCCGUUUGAUAUACCUACAAAUACAGUUGGCGACGGACCAAUAUGUUAGGUAUACUCUUUUCACCGACGUGACGUUUGUUCGACAGCUUUCCAUGCUUAUUAUCAAGAAGUACAUAAGACGUUUACGAUGAGUGGCCAAAUAGUGUUCUCACACAACAUCGGACAUCCGAUAGCCGAUUUAGCACUGUACAGGGAAAUAAUCGACGGUAUAAGAUCUAAUGGACAUUUCGACGUGGUGCACGAACCGAUAACAACUUGGAAGAACACAACGAUCGUGGAACGUUUCAACAACGACAAAUGGGUUAGCCAGAACGACGUCGAUUAUGCGUUCGGAAUAGAAUUGAAAAAAUCCAAAUAUCAUUCCUCUUUGGGGGCCAGGCAUUGUUUUGUGUUGUUUCCAAAAAAUCCAAACACCCAUCGAGUGAUCAGCGUGUUACACGCUAAAGGACUCAACUGCGACACCGUGGACUUUGCCGAGGAACUAGAGAAAUUUCAAAAAGCUUUUCCCGAGACGUUCAGUUUGGUCAGGCCUGACGAUGCAACGAGGUACGGCCAAUAUUAUCUCUCCGAGGAUGACUACUACUCGGACAACAAUAAUUUCGACAGUCCUGUUGGAUUCGCCUCGUGCAGCUUAAGCGAUUGACGGUAAUAUUUUGGUAAACCAAAUACAUAUUGUACCUAUAGGUGGUACUCGUCAUUUGACUUGACUCAAAUAUACAUACUAUAACACUAUAUGUCGGCUGUUUGACAUAUUUUACUUCAUUCCAAUGUAUACUAUGCCAAUGAAUAAAAUUGGUUUUUGUUUCUCUUUACAAUUA
Adelges cooleyi (spruce gall adelgid) is the source of this 848-nucleotide messenger RNA. RefSeq lists its product as uncharacterized. The transcript has 2 exons. Bases 158 to 673 code for a protein of 171 amino acids. The record is from RefSeq and is a predicted model, not a curated record. Lineage: Eukaryota; Metazoa; Arthropoda; Insecta; Hemiptera; Adelgidae.